This is a messenger RNA of Leptosomus discolor (cuckoo roller), 1056 nucleotides long. RefSeq names its product CCN family member 2. Lineage: Eukaryota; Metazoa; Chordata; Aves; Leptosomiformes; Leptosomidae. Gene Ontology annotation, biological process: signal transduction; positive regulation of cell differentiation; cell adhesion. Gene Ontology annotation, cellular component: extracellular region; extracellular matrix. The record is from RefSeq and is a predicted model, not a curated record. Gene Ontology annotation, molecular function: heparin binding; integrin binding.
AUGGCUGGCAACUGGGGGGCAGUGACCCGGACCCUGCUCCUCCUCCUCCUCCUCCUUGCACCUGGCUGGGUAGAACCGCAGGCCUGCACGUAUCCAUGCCAGUGUCCCUCCCAGCCUCUGCAGUGCCCCGCUGGCACCAGCCAGGUGUUGGAUGCCUGUGGUUGCUGCAAGGUGUGUGCCAGGCAGCUUGGCGAGCUCUGUUCCCUGCAGAAACCCUGCGAUCAUCACAAGGGACUCUACUGCGACUUCUCCAGAAUCCACAGAGGCAGCGGGAUCUGCUUAGCUCACGAAGGCGCGACUUGUGACCUGCUGGGCAAGAUCUACCACAACGGGGAGAGCUUCCAGCCCACCUGCAAGCUGCAGUGCAUCUGCAUGGACGGGGCCAUCGGCUGCAUCCCCCUCUGCUCCGACGACCUGCGGCUGCCGUCCCCGGAGUGCCCCAACCCCCGGCGGGUGAAGUUUCGCAAUAAGUGCUGCGAAGAGUGGGUCUGCGAGGAGGGCAGCGAGGAAAACCGCUUCGAAACAGCCAUGGCGGUUUUCAGGGAGGAUCCGGCACACAAACCGGAGCUGAACACCCUGCAGGAGAACUGCUUGGUGCAGACCACCGAGUGGAGCGCUUGCUCCAAGACCUGCGGCAUGGGCAUCUCUGCCCGAGUCACCAACGACAACCCCCAGUGCCGCCUGGAGAAGGAGACCCGGCUCUGCAUGGUCCGGCCCUGCGACUUCCCCGGGGAGAAAACCAAGAAGGGGAAGAAGUGUGUGCGGACCCCAAAGCCGCGCCAGAGCCUCCACUUCGAGUUUUCGGGCUCCACCAGCACCCGUUCCUACCGGCCCAAGUUCUGCGGCAGCUGCACGGACGGCCGCUGCUGCACCCCGUACGUCACCAGCACCGUGGAGGUGGAGUUCCGCUGCCCCGAGGGGGACUUCUUCCAGCGGAAGAUGAUGUUCAUCAAGAUGUGCUCCUGCCACUACGACUGCCCCCGAGACAACGACAUCUUCCUGGCCACCUAUCACAGGAGGAUGAUUGGAGACCACGUCAAGACCGAGAGGCAGUAA